Molecule: messenger RNA, 3043 nt
Organism: Engraulis encrasicolus (European anchovy)
Lineage: Eukaryota; Metazoa; Chordata; Actinopteri; Clupeiformes; Engraulidae
Gene: mcm3l
Product: MCM3 minichromosome maintenance deficient 3 (S. cerevisiae), like
Exons: 17
Coding region: 117-2543 (808 amino acids)
Biological process (GO): DNA strand elongation involved in DNA replication; double-strand break repair via break-induced replication; mitotic DNA replication initiation
Cellular component (GO): MCM complex; nucleus
Molecular function (GO): single-stranded DNA helicase activity; ATP binding; ATP hydrolysis activity
Source: RefSeq, a predicted model, not a curated record
GUCAAACAGGCAGCUUGUACUGGUAGUUGGUCUACAUUAGGCUACAUUUCAAGAAAACACACACUGGUGUAAGGAAAUCACAAACAAUACCAUUGCUGAGCAACAGUCUUUAGAAAAUGGAUGGUGGUGGCUUUGAGGAUCUUGAACUUCGUGAAGCACAGAGAGAGUACCUGGACUUCUUGGAUGAUGAUCAAGACCAAGGAGUGUACCACGAGAAGGUGCGCAGCAUGAUAUCUGAGGGCCAAUGCAGACUUGUAGUCAACAUAAAUGACCUGCGGCGCAAGAAUGAGAAACGAGCCAGGGAGUUGCUGAAUAAUGGCUUCUCAGAGCUGGGAGCAUUCCAGCGUGCGCUGAAGGACCUGGUUUCCUCUGUAGAUGCCACGUUUUCCAAACAGUUCGAGGAGUUCCAUGUGGGUUUCCAAGGAAGCUUCGGCAACAAACAUGUGACCCCGCGCUCCCUCAGCGCUCGUUUCCUAGGCAGCCUUGUGUGUGUGGAAGGCAUUGUCACCAAGUGUUCUCUCGUCAGGCCGAAGAUUAUGCGCAGUGUCCACUACUGUCCCGCUACCAAGAAAACGUUAGAGAGGAAGUACACCGACCUCACUUCCCUUGACGCCUUCCCCUCCAGCUCCAUCUAUCCCACCAAGGAUGAAGAGAACAACCCUCUGGAGACGGAGUUUGGCCUGUGCCGCUACAAGGACCACCAGACGCUGACGGUGCAGGAGAUGCCGGAGAAGGCCCCGGCGGGGCAGCUGCCGCGCUCCGUGGACAUCAUCGCCAACGACGACCUGGUGGACAAGGUGAAGCCGGGCGACCGCGUGCAGCUGGUGGGGGUCUACCGCUGCCUGCCUGCCAAGCAGGGAGGCUUCACCUCCGGGACAUUCAGAACUAUUCUCCUGGUGAACAACAUAAAGCUGAUGAGUAAGGAGAUCGUUCCCACCUUCUCUGCAGAUGACGUCAGCAAAAUCAAGAAGUUCUGUAAAGUUCACUCCAAGGAUGUGUUUGAGCACCUGAGCCGGUCGCUGGCUCCCAGUAUCCAUGGCCAUGAGUACAUCAAGAAGGCCAUCCUCUGCCUGCUACUGGGCGGCAACGAGACCAACCUGGAGAACGGCACACGUAUCCGUGGAGACAUCAACAUCCUUCUCAUUGGUGAUCCGUCGGUUGCUAAGUCACAGCUUCUGCGUUAUGUGCUGUUCACCGCGCCGAGGGCGAUCCCCACCACUGGACGAGGGUCAUCCGGAGUGGGGUUGACCGCAGCUGUCACAACUGAUCAGGAGACCGGCGAGCGGCGUUUGGAGGCUGGCGCCAUGGUGCUGGCGGACCGAGGGGUGGUGUGCAUCGACGAGUUCGACAAGAUGUCUGACAUGGACCGCACAGCCAUCCACGAGGUGAUGGAGCAGGGCCGGGUGACCAUCGCCAAGGCCGGUAUCCAGGCACGGCUCAACGCUCGCUGCAGCGUAUUGGCUGCAGCCAACCCAGUCUAUGGCAGGUAUGACCAGUACAAAACUCCUAUGGAGAACAUUGGUCUGCAGGACUCUCUGCUCUCUCGAUUCGACCUGCUGUUCAUCGUGCUGGAUCAGAUGGACCCGGACAGCGAUCGGCAGAUCUCGGAGCACGUACUCCGGAUGCACCGUUACCGCACACCUGGAGAGCCCGAGGGAACAGCGAUGCCCCUGGGAAGCACAGUGGACGUUUUUGCCACCGAAGAUCCCAACAUCACCGAGACAGCGGAACAGGAAUUGCAGAUCUAUGAGAAAAAGGACAACCUGCUCCACGGCCACCGCAAAAAACGGGAGAAGAUCGUCACCAUGGAGUUCAUCCGCAAGUACAUCCACGUAGCCAAGAUGGUGAAGCCGGUGCUGACGCAGGAGGCCUCUGACUACAUAGCGGAGGAGUACUCCAAACUACGCAGCCACGACCAGGUCAACCAGGAGUCUGCACGGACGAUGCCUGUGACUGCGCGAGCACUUGAGACGAUGAUCCGGUUGGCCACAGCCCACGCUAAGGCUCGCAUGAGCAAAGCCAUCGAACUGAGCGACGCAGAGGCGGCCCUGGAGCUUAUGCAGUUUGCCUACUUUAAGAAGGUCUUGGAGAAGACAAAGAAGCAUCAUCAGGAUGAGGAAAUGGACGUUGAUGCAUCUCAAGAGACGCAGGAGACCCAGAGCCAAAGGAGUACAAGGAAGAGAGGACGGGGUGGUAAAGAUGAUUUGGACAGCACUGAAGCAGGAGAUGAAACGGACCCUUAUGACUUUUCUCAAGAUGAAAUGACCCAGGCUAGUCAGAGGUCUCAGCCCCCAUCUCAACCAUCAUCUCAGAAGACAAAGACUCCUGUUAGUCAGGACAGACUAAAGUUGUUCAAGGCGGCUCUGCUGAAGGCCUUCAAGUCGACGCGGUCGCAGUCCAUCGCCGUGUCUGAGCUGCUGACGCAUGUGAACCAGGGCCAGAGCGACGACGCCUUCCAGCCGCGGGAGAUUCAGCAGCUACUGGACCGCAUGCAGGACGACAACCAGGUCAUGGUGUCGGAGGACGUGGUCUUUCUAAUCUAGAGGAUCGCUGAGGACGUGGACGUGGACUUUCUAAUCUAGAGGAUCGCUGAGGAUGUGGACGUGGACUUUCUAAUCUAGAGGAUCGCUGAGGACGUGGACGUGGACUUUCUAAUCUAGAGGAUCGCUGAGGACGUGGACGUGGUCUUUCUAAUCUAGAGGAUCGCUGAGGACGUGGACAUGGUCUUCUAAUCUAGAGGAUCGCUGAGGACGUGGACAUGGUCUUUCUAAUCUAGAGGAUUACGGAGAAUUUACUAUGAAUUUAAGCCUUGAGAACUGAAGAAAAGACCCUUGAAUGGCAAACUCAGUUUGUUUGUGUAUGCCUGUCCAGGAAAUAAUAUAUUGCAUCUUUGCUGUGGUGUCUGAGGACGUUGUCUGAUCUGAGCACCAUAUGGGAUGUUGUUGUGAAUUGAAUGUACACGUCUACAGGACUCAAGAAAAAAAGCACUUCGAAGAAAGAAAGAAAAGGCAAAUAUGUCCAAUAAAUUCUAUUUUGCAUCUGA